Serpula lacrymans var. lacrymans S7.9 is the source of this 2392-nucleotide messenger RNA. RefSeq lists its product as uncharacterized. Bases 40 to 2232 code for a protein of 730 amino acids. Gene Ontology annotation, molecular function: ATP binding; ATP-dependent chromatin remodeler activity. Lineage: Eukaryota; Fungi; Basidiomycota; Agaricomycetes; Boletales; Serpulaceae. The record is from RefSeq and is a predicted model, not a curated record. The transcript is spliced from 21 exons.
GGUAAAACUGUCCAAGUUAUUGCUUUUUUAAGUGCUGUAAUGAAGAAAUAUGGUGACAAGCGAGACAUUGAGCGUCGGCGAAAGCAUGUAUCUAAAUUACAGGACGGCCGUGAAUGGAGGGAAGAACGCGGACUUCCUGCUGCCGACGCAAUCUGGCCAACCUGUCUGAUUAUUGCUCCGAGCACUGUUGUUCACAAUUGGGAGAGGGAAUUCCAAGUGUGGGGUUAUUUCGAAGUUGGUUUAUACACGAAUACGCCGAGUCAAAGAGAGUCGGUUCUGACAGACUUCAAAAUGGGAAGGUUAGAUGUAGUCCUCACAUCAUUCGAUUUAGCUCGUCGUGACAUAUCCAGACUUGACGAUCUUGCGUGGUCAUGCAUUAUUGUGGACGAGGCCCACCGAGUGAAAAAUCCAAGAUCAAAAAUUACCGAAGCAUAUAACCGUUUUACUUGUCAGAGGAGAUUUGGCUUGACAGGUACUGCUAUCCAGAACUCUUACGCAGAAAUGUGGACAAUUUUGGAUUGGACAAACCCCGGCCGGUUAGGCACUGGUAAACAAUGGAAAGGUUACGUAACGAAACCAUUGACGAUGGGGCAAUCUGCUGGGGCAACUGAAGAGGAGAGAGCAAAGGCACUGAUCGUUGCAAGGACUUUGAAAGAUAAACUACUACCAUUAUUUUUCAAGCGAAGAACAAAAGACAUUAUUAAAGACCAGCUGCCAACGAAAACAGACGAGGUUGUUUUCUGUCCCUUGACUCCUACCCAGAUUACCGUUUACAAGCGAAUCUUGGAAAUGGAACCUGUCCGGAAUAUGAUCCAUAAAGAUGAGCUAUGCGACUGUGGUUCCAGGAAACAGCGUAAAGAGUGCUGUCAUGCAAUAGAAAAAGGAGAUGUACUAAAGUACAUGUCCAUUCUCAUUAAAAUAUCUAACCAUUUAGCCUUAAUAUUGCCUGCUCCAAAUGAUACUGCAGAACAGACUGUCAGACAUCGUGAAUUAAGUGAAGCGGCUUUUUCUAUGGAGUGCAUUCCGAAGUAUGGAACUGCCAUGCUGCAACCACAGUUUUGCGGAAAAUGGGUGGUGCUGAACACUCUACUGACAGAGUGGAGGAAAGACCAUUCAAACAAGGUAUUAAUAUUCACGAAGUCUGUCAAGCUGCUUGAUAUGCUCGAGUUCCAUUUAAAAUCCAACAGUUAUGGUUUUCUGACAUUGGAUGGAUCGACCAAACAAGCAGACAGAAUGCCGAUGAUCGACAGGUUUCAUCGGGACUCAGAUAUAUUCAUAUUCUUGAUAUCUACGCUGGCCGGUGGCACUGGACUUAAUCUGACUGGUGCUAACAAAGUGGUUAUCUUUGAUCCGAAUUGGAACCCUGCGCAUGAUCUACAGGCAAUGGAUCGAGCUUAUCGAUUUGGCCAGACACGCGAUGUAUCCGUCUAUCGGCUUUUGGGGGCAGGUUCAAUUGAGGAGCUCAUAUAUGCUCGCCAACUUUAUAAACAACAACAGAUGGCUAUUGGAUAUCAAGCAAGUAUACAAACAAGAUACUUUCAAGGUGUCCAAGGUGAUACCCACAGACACGGCGAACUCUUUGGCAUAAAAAAUAUCUUCAAGCUUCAUGAAACAAACCUGGCUACAAAAAUGGCAAUCGAAAGAGCUUCCAUUGUGGAACUGGAUUGGGCGCUCGCGCAUCUUGGUGCUGGCAAAGUUAAAAAGCAGAAGCCGAGUGCAGAAAAAUGGGUGUACGAAGCAGAUACAAGAGGAAGCAAGGAAGAGGCAGACUUGCAAGGUCUAAGUGCCCUUCUUUUCGACGAUGAUCCCCCACAAGUGGCAGAAGAGGACGAAAUUCAAAAGACUUUGAAUUUCGUUGGUGUAAAAUAUAGCCAUCGCAACGACGACGUGCUCUUACCAAGUCUGAUCGAAGAAGAACGAGCGCGGAACGCUUUGAAGAAAAAGAGACAAGAAAAGGAAGCAAGAAGGGCUCAGAAGUCUGAUAAUGUUGACACUGCAACGCAACCUAAAGUCCCCGCUCCAGAUUGGCCACCCCACAGGAAACACCACAGCAUGCCCCCAAGUCCCAAGUCAAAGCUGGCUUCCCGUCAAAUCGCUCUUGUUGAACUCGGCAUGAUAAAUAAUCCUACUGACUUGCCUGGCUUCGCUCAGACCUUCGCCCGAAAAUCCCGUGAAGAACAAAGUGACAUUCUUUCUAGAUUAGAUAAUUAUGCCAAACACCACUUAGUGUGAUGUAUGAUACAUAUUUUUUCCUGCUGUACUGUAUUAUCCUGACUUAGAGUUCGGUCUCUCUGGCUGUUGUGGUAUACCAAACCUCAAACCUCCAAACCUGUGUCAGCUCGCUUGUCAGGGUCUUUUGGCCUAAAAGCAAUGUUACUGAGAUGCACCGAAC